This is a messenger RNA of Paramisgurnus dabryanus, 4694 nucleotides long. It is a transcript of the gene map1sb, whose product is annotated as microtubule-associated protein 1Sb. The record is from RefSeq and is a predicted model, not a curated record. NCBI's taxonomy places the organism in Eukaryota, Metazoa, Chordata, Actinopteri, Cypriniformes, Cobitidae. Gene Ontology annotation, biological process: regulation of microtubule depolymerization; axonogenesis; microtubule cytoskeleton organization. Gene Ontology annotation, cellular component: cytosol; neuronal cell body; synapse. Gene Ontology annotation, molecular function: microtubule binding; actin binding.
UGAACCGGUGCGGACUUUGGUUGGAGAACUUCAGUUUCAUUCAGAUGAUGCGCUCGUUUUCAGUAAUGCUUGAUUGUUUGUGUAUGACAUCAUAAGCAUAUUUCCAACAUGGCGUCGGGUGUAACGGCAGCAAUGAGAGCAGAGGACCUGACAGCCCAUCCUGGAUUCAGCAAUGACAAAUACUCAAUACUGAUGGUCAUCGGUGCUCUUUAUCCACCGCGUAUACUGGACCAUAUAGUGGUGGAAAUCGAACGAGGCAUUCGUGCAUGGGAUGUGGACCUGACGGUCUGUAACUUGGAUGAGCAGCUCAGAUUGUUUGUUUCUCAACAUUCGUCUUGUCAAUCCAAAGAAGUUAAAGGACAAAGGACAUUUAAAUACAGUACAGAAGUUUUGGAAAUAAACGUUAUAGUCAAUCCAUCCGAAGGGUUUCUCUAUUCAGAGGUCCUCAGCUUAAUAUCAGGCAUAUCUCGACACAAGUUGCUGGUUCUCACAGGACAAUCUCUUGAAGAAACCGGCGACCUUGUCCUGCUCACUGGACAGUUUACACCAAAUGACUUAAUCCAGAUCUUUUCAGAUGAAGAGAUUGAAGCACUGUCUAACACUGUGAGGACACAUGGCAAGGCAAACCUCACCUUAAGCUGCCCAAAAACUGGAAAAUGGAAAACUUCUGUUCUAGGGAAACACAAGAUACAUGAAAUCAUUGACUUUAAAGUAAAUCCUCUAAUGGUUCUACCUAAAAUGGGAGGCCUUCAGGAGUUCACUGACCACCUUUCUGAGUCUUUAGAGCCGCAGUCUCCGUUUGACCUCUUGGAGCCUCCUGGCAGUGUGGGAUUUCUCAAACUAUGUCGCCCAUGUUGUUAUGUUUUUCCAGGAGGCAGAGGUGACUGUGCUUUUUUUGCAGUUAAUGGAUUUAAUGUAUUGGUCAAUGGUGGAGCAGAUUCGCGCUCUUGCUUCUGGAAGCUGGUCAGGCACUUGGACCGUGUCGACUCUGUGCUGCUUACGCAUUUGGGAACAGAUAAUCUGCCCGGAGUUAACAGCUUGUUGGAGAGGAAGGUUGCAGAGCUUGAGCAAAGUACAGCUCACUGCCAGGAUAAAGAACAAUGGCAGAAAAAUCUAAUCUCUCCCGAGCUUGGUGUGGUUUUCUUCAAUGCUUCAAACAGACUUAAAAAGCUUCAAGGUGACCCUAAUGUACUGCGAAGCAGUGAUCUAGCUUCCCUUACUUUACAGCAUCUGGAAAAGCUAAAAAUCCCACCCGAGCCACUUCUACGCAACUCAAGUGGCCCAAUUGAACCAGUUAUUCUCUUUCAGAAAAUGGGAGUGGGGUGUCUUGAACUUUAUGUCCUAAAUCCAGUCAAGCGUAGUAAAGAAGUAGAAUCUUUCAUGCAGAACUGGCCCGAAAACAGCUUGAAAUCCAAGAGCUCAGAUGUUCCCCUGCCCUCUCUGGUCUCUAUAUGUGCUUUACUUGUGUGGCAUCCUGCCAGUCCAGUUGAGAAGAUUAUCAGAGUCCUUUUUCCUGGCUGUACACCACAAAGUAAGAUAAUGGAUGGUCUGGAGAGGCUGAAGCAUCUUGAUUUUCUGAAGAGGCCUGUGGUGUGCUCCAAAGACUUUGAAACUACAAAAUCAGAUAACAAUCAGAAACUCACAGAGAACCAGGACAGUUCCAAAGCUGGAAAAAAUGAGCCAACACCAAGUAAUGGUGCUUCAAAGGAACGAUCUGCUCGUGGAGAUCUGGAACUAAAAGACAAAACCAAAGGUGUGAAUGGAAAUGAUCCAAAGAGUGAAGUAAAGCUGAAAUCUGCAGAAAGCAAUGUCAGACUUAAACCUUCUAAACUUGUUACAAGGAAGGAAUCUUUUAAGGAGAAAAGCAACGAAAAAGCGAAAACAUCAGACUUAAAGAAACAAGAAAAUGGACAGAGAAGAACAUCAGGUAGCAAGGAUUCUUUAAUAAGCAAACCAAAGACAGAUAGCAAAACUAGUGUAAAAAUAGAGGAGAAAAAAGCAAAGCCUCUUGGGAAAGAUAUCAAGAAAACCUCAGCAACAUUACAAAACUCAAAUAAACCUGGCAAUGUAAAAAAUGGAGCAAAAUUAAUUAAACAGGCAGAGGACAAAUCCAAAAACUUCAAAUCUAACAAGGAACAACAGAACCAAAAGCUUUCAACAGAAGAUCUUAAUUGCUCUGUAAUGUCUUCGCCUGAAGAUAUGACAGCAGAAUUUCUGGAAAUGGACAGAGAACAGGGUAAAAUUCUGGAGAAAAGUCAACAUGCUGACUCUGGGAAUGUGCAAUGUAAUUCUAUGGUAAACACUAGCCAGGCCACAGUGUCUGCCAGACCUUUUGUCAAAACAAAAAAUGAGCAAUGUGUAAAUCUCGACCUCACUCCUACUGAGUAUACUUUGCUUGAUGGGGCUUUAAAAGACAAUAUUUCAAAAGAUGGAAAUGAGGAGGUUUGUGUCAGUCCUGAAGAAAAGACCUUGGAGUUAACUUCUCCCAGGUCAGGCCCAAAUAGUGCUGGUCAUACUCCUUAUCACCUGUCACCCGAGGAAACCUGGGCCUCCAGGGAUCACAGUAGCUUCGGAGUUAAGAUGUGUCUUGGUUCAGAUAGCCAACAAACAGGAUUGUCCAAGUUUUCAGAGUCCGGAUGCCCUAAAAGUAACCAGGAGAGCGUCUCCACUUCCUCCAGAGAAAAGCAUUCCAGUUUCCUGUCUCUCAGUUCCUUUAAAGAUAUAAUGCCUGAUAUAUCUCCAAGUGUCACCACCACUCACUCAAUGCCAGCUGAAGUAAGUUCACCACAAUCCACUGAGGUUGAUGAAUCCCUCUCAAUGUCUUUUGAGCAAGUGCUGCCUACAGUCAGCGAGUCUACCAACGAAGAUGAAACUUCCUACUCCAAUGGACAACAUUCCAAAUCCGAUUUCAAAGUAGGGAUGUCUUUGUCCUUAAAGAAACCUCACACUCACAGGGCCCUUCACGAUGGCUCAGAGCCACAGGGUUUUCUGCUUGAUACUACACAUGAUGUUGACCUUUGCUUGGUCUCCCCAUGUGAAUUCAAACAUUUCAAACCAGUUGGCAAUCAAGAAGAUCCACUGUUACCUGGAAUUAGUAACCCCAGCCCGCUUAAUAUUUCAGAUGAUAGUGAUCACUCCCAAGAUUCAGCUAAGCCCCUUCAACCAGCAUGUUCAGUUAACAAGGCCAAUCAUCCAGCUCAAAAAUCUCCUCUCACUUCUGCCAGUGACUGUUUCCCCACAGCCACAGAUUCAGAUGUUCAUCCUGGGAUAGAAGAUUGCCCAUCUAUUACAGCAGAUGGACUUAUAGACUCUGAUGAAGAAUCUGGUGCCAACCUGCCAUCCCAUAACAUAAAUGAAGGAUUUAAUUCUUAUCGAGGUAAUCAUCUUCUUAUCCAGGAUCCCCCACCUGCACCUGUAAAGGACUUACCUCCCCUUCCACCUCAACCCGGUGCCUGUAUGCCUGACCCAGUUAACAAUGUGAAGGCUGGUACAACAAAGGUCAGAAAAUCAACGGCAGUUACACAGAGGUUAACAUCCUCCACCAGUUUGACACAAGGCACCAAAACCAGGAGUGGAAGUCAAGGUUCUUCUGUUAGUGGCUCAAGAAGCAGUUUAGCUGGCACAACCUCUGCUCCAAAAAGAUCCAGCACAUCAGGUAGCAAGACUUCGGUAUACUUGGAUCUGGCUUAUCUUCCCUCAAGCACAGCAGCUUCCACAGUUGAUGUUGAGUUUUUCUGCUGCCUGCGAUCAUCCUGUUAUAUAAUAAGUGGGGAUGAUUCGUACAAAGAAGGCUUAAUGAGGUCAAUUCUGGAUGCGUUAUUGGAGGGAAAAUCUGGAUGGUCAGAAGAAGUGCCGGUGACCCUCAUUCCUACGUUUGAAUCACCCAUGAUGCACGAAUGGUACCGGGAAACUCAAGAAAAACAAAAGCAACUGGGAAUUAGCGUCCUGGGCAGCAACAGCACUGUGGCAAUGCAAGAGGAGACGUUUCCUGCUUGUAAAGUUGAGUUCUGGUAGAUGGACAGUGAUGUUGUACCUGUUCUAGUACUGAGUAUCAUUGUUUGUGAACGCUAUGUUCAUUUAAAGUCACAAUGAGACCUACUCUCGCACACUUUAAGCACCAAUGAUUGUUAUGUACAGUUAUGUUCUAAAGAAAAUGUUUUCUUGUCAAACAACAUACAGUAUAUUAUGAACAUUUCUUGAAAUCUAUACAGUUGUUUGUCACUUCCCUCAAAUACGACCCAUAGUAGUGUUUAAAAAAAAAAAUUAGCACCCCAUCAGCAGCUGGCAAUUCCACAUAAACUUUCACCUUAAUGCAGGGGUGGGCAAUCUUGGUCCUGAAGGGCCACUGUCCUGCAAAGUUUAGCUUCAACCCUGAUCAAAUACACCUGAAAGUAAUUUCCAAGUCAUCCUGCAGCCUUUGAUUAUAUUUUUUAGGUGUAUUUGAUUAGGGUUGGAGCUAAACUUGGCAUGACAGUGGUCCUCCAGGACCAGGAAUGCCCACCCCUGCCUUGAUGCAUUUUGAAGUGUAGGAUGCAUGAUAAACUCGAAUAGCUCAGUUGGUAGAGCAUUGAUUGUAGGUUUGAAACAUAUACGCUGAAUGCACUGUAAGUUUUGGAUAAACCGAAUCAUCUGUCAGUUGCGUAAAUGUGAAUUUUGCAAAUUGGAUAUUGGAGAAAUGGUGAGUUAGGGGCCAU